AGUGGCCCUUGUUCCCCUGUUUGAAUAUCAAAAUUCAUCUUCCUCGCCGGAAAACGAUCACUUGCUUUCCAUUAACGAAGGAACUGAAACAAUGGCGACACAAGCACUCGUGUCUUCUUCACUCAGCUCUUCUGUAGAGACAGCGAGACAUAUUCUUGGCGCGAGAACGACCACGGUCGUGGCUCCGAAGAGGGGUUCUUUUGUUGUUAGGGCUUCUUCCUCAACUCCUCCUGUCAAGCAAGGAGCAGACAGACAAUUGUGGUUUGCUUCGAAGCAAUCUCUUUCUUACUUGGAUGGGAGCUUACCUGGCGACUACGGUUUCGACCCGCUUGGUCUGUCGGACCCAGAAGGCACGGGAGGGUUCAUCGAGCCGAGAUGGUUAGCCUAUGGAGAGAUCAUCAAUGGAAGGUUCGCCAUGUUGGGAGCAGCAGGAGCAAUAGCACCAGAGAUACUGGGUAAGGCCGGUCUGAUCCCUCAAGAGACGGCUCUUCCCUGGUUCCAAACCGGUGUCAUCCCGCCUGCAGGAACCUACAGCUACUGGGCCGACCCUUACACGCUCUUUGUCCUCGAGAUGGCUCUUAUGGGAUUUGCUGAGCACAGGAGGUUCCAGGACUGGGCCAAGCCAGGGUCCAUGGGGAAACAAUACUUCUUAGGGUUGGAGAAGGGUUUGGGUGGGUCCGGUAACCCGGCUUACCCCGGAGGACCCUUCUUUAACCCUCUAGGGUUUGGGAAAGACGAGAAGUCGAUGAAGGAUUUGAAGCUGAAAGAGGUCAAGAAUGGUAGAUUGGCUAUGCUGGCCAUCUUGGGUUACUUUGUGCAGGGGUUAGUGACCGGUGUCGGACCUUACCAGAACCUUCUUGAUCACUUGGCGGAUCCCGUCAACAACAACAUCUUGACCAGCCUCAAGUUCCACUGAACUCAGAUGAUCUGGAUGUCCCUCCCUUCUUGUCUCCUGCAAUGUUCUUUUCUUGGUCCCAUUUGUAACAUGCCUGUGUAAACAUGUAAUCAUGUUUUUGUAAGAAAUGACAAUUGUUAUUGGCUACU
Messenger RNA from Tarenaya hassleriana, 1044 nucleotides. RefSeq names its product photosystem I chlorophyll a/b-binding protein 3-1, chloroplastic-like. The transcript is spliced from 3 exons. The record is from RefSeq and is a predicted model, not a curated record. Gene Ontology annotation, biological process: response to light stimulus; photosynthesis, light harvesting in photosystem I. Gene Ontology annotation, cellular component: chloroplast thylakoid membrane; plastoglobule. The coding region runs from base 92 to 916 and encodes 274 amino acids. Lineage: Eukaryota; Viridiplantae; Streptophyta; Magnoliopsida; Brassicales; Cleomaceae.